Didymodactylos carnosus is the source of this 486-nucleotide messenger RNA. The record is from the annotation of a GenBank genome assembly. Lineage: Eukaryota; Metazoa; Rotifera; Eurotatoria; Philodinida; Philodinidae.
AUGUUACAACGACAUAUUCAAUCAAAGAAUGCUUUACGUAAGCCAAGAGGCAAUAUACAAACACUAUAUACAAAUCAAAAAGUACCAGGCGCUAAGACGGCUUAUGGACCAAGGUAUUACAAUCCACAACAACAACAGCAACGGCAGCAACAAACUAUGAUGCAACGAUUCAGAAGAUUAUUUACUAAACGUGAUGCUCGUCCUUCGACAGGCCGUGGUAGAAGAGUAGUAUUACCGAAUAUUGGAACAGGUGGUCGAAUUGCUGCUGCAUCUCAAAUUAAAAAGCGUGCUAGUGUAUCUAGAACUGAGAAGGCUGCUAGUGCAUCUAAAAUUGAGAAGAGCGCUAGUGCAGUUAAAAUUGAGAAGAGUGCUGAUGCAUCUAAAAUUGAGAAGAGCGCUAGUGCAGUUAAAAUUGAGAAGAGUGCUAGUGCAUCUAAAACUGAGAAGAGUGCUAGUGAUAAUAACGACAUGGUUGAGACAAACUAA